Messenger RNA from Vespa crabro (European hornet), 2422 nucleotides. RefSeq names its product protein O-mannosyltransferase 1 (gene rt). Gene Ontology annotation, molecular function: dolichyl-phosphate-mannose-protein mannosyltransferase activity. The coding region runs from base 11 to 2377 and encodes 788 amino acids. NCBI's taxonomy places the organism in Eukaryota, Metazoa, Arthropoda, Insecta, Hymenoptera, Vespidae. The record is from RefSeq and is a predicted model, not a curated record. Gene Ontology annotation, biological process: protein O-linked glycosylation via mannose. The transcript is spliced from 7 exons. Gene Ontology annotation, cellular component: membrane; endoplasmic reticulum.
UAUCCUCGUGAUGGAAGUACGUCGCAGACGAGCAAAAACAAAUGAUAAUAAACGAUUAUUGCGACAAAGCGCGAAGUUUGAUUGCGAUGAAAUCGCUACCGGCGACUACGUUACAAAUAGGAUCCAAAGGGAGGAGGGUGGCCAGGAAAUUUUAUUGCAAAAAACAAAUGAAAAGUAUUUGUUAGAAGAAGAACCUAAGGUAGUACAUGAGGAAAAACGAGCUAGAAUAAAGAUAUAUUUGGAAAUUGAUCUAAUAGCUGUUAUUUUAUUGAUUGCUGGUUUGAUAACACGUCUUUAUAGAUUGGAAGAACCGAGAAGUAUAGUGUUUGAUGAACUACAUUAUGGCAAAUAUGUGGGCUUAUAUAUGAAACGAACGUUCUUUUUUGAUUCGCAUCCACCAUUGGGAAAGCAACUUAUUUCUAUUGCUGCAUAUAUAGCAGGCUUCGAUGGACAAUUCAAGUUUGAUAGAAUAGGAAGUCCAUAUGCCGAUACAGUUCCUCUUUUUGCAUUGCGUUUAUUUCCUGCCCUAUGUGGUAGUCUAAUAAUACCAACCGCUUAUCAUCUUGCCCUUGAAUUAGGCCUGAAACAAUGGACUGCUAUGAUUGCAGGAAUACUUUUAUUGUUCGAUAAUGCUCUUCUUACACAAUCACGAUUCAUUUUAAUGGAAAGUAUGUUAAUUCAAUUUUCAUUGUUUGGAUUAUUAUGUAUAAUAAAGUUUAGAAAGGUCAUGGAUCAACCGACAAGUUUUUCAUGGUGGUUAUGGUUGUCUCUAGGAAUUGCAAGUUUAACAUGUGCUGUAUGCGUGAAAUAUGUUGGAUUCUAUUCAUUGAUCCUUGCCAUUUACCUCAUCACUAGAGAUUAUUGGUCUUUGAUACCUAGAAAAACUUUGUCUACGAUAAGAUUAUUUGGUCAUCUGUUAUUGAGAAUUGUUCUAAUAAUUGUUGUUAUGAGUUCUAUAUAUUUAGGUGUCUUCUAUAUACAUUUGGAAACACUUUCUAAAGCUGGUCCGCAUGAUGCAGUAAUGACCAGUGCAUUCCAGGCAAGUUUAGAAGGCGGUCUUGCAAGUAUUACUAAGGGACAACCAUUAGAAGUUACGCAUGGUUCACAAAUCACGUUGAGGCAUACUUAUGGAAGAGCAUGCUGGCUUCAUAGUCAUAGUCAUAUGUAUCCAUUAAGAUAUCCAGAUGGUAGAGGAAGUUCACAUCAACAACAAGUUACUUGUUAUUCAUUUAAAGAUGUUAAUAAUUGGUGGAUAGUAAAAAGGCCAGAUAGAAAUGAUUUGGUUGUUACAAAACCUAGUGAGCCAAUAAAACACGGGGAUGUAAUACAAUUGGUUCAUGGUAUUACUAGUCGAGCAUUAAACUCUCAUGACGUUGCAGCACCUAUGACACCUCAAAGCCAAGAAGUGUCUUGUUAUAUUGACUACAAUGUAUCCAUGCCUGCUCAAAAUCUUUGGAGAGUAGAAAUAACAAAUAAAGAUCAGUCGGGUAAUAUAUGGCAUGCUAUUCAAAGCCAAGUACGUCUGAUACACGUAAAUACUGAAUAUGCAUUAAAAUUUAGCGGUAGACAGUUACCUGAUUGGGGUUUCAAUCAAUAUGAAAUUGUAGCAGAUAGAUUGGUAGAUCAAUCGAAUUCUAUUUGGAAUGUCGAAGAACAUAGAUAUACUAAAAAUGAAGAUCAAAAGCAAAGAGAAAGAGAACUUAUUAAUGCAGAAAUGAUACCAUUGCGUGCAACUACAUUAAGUUUUUGGGAAAAGUUCGUGGAAUUGCAAAUAAAAAUGUUAUUUGGCGGUCAAGAGGGACAAAAUAGUCAUAUGUAUUCAAGUGGACCAUUAGAAUGGCCACUUAUGUCCAGAGGCAUAGCAUAUUGGGUUUCUAAUGACAGCAAUGCACAAAUCCAUCUUUUAGGAAACAUAGCAAUAUGGUAUUCUGGUACAGCAGCUUUAAUAGUAUAUACUAUUCUUUUAAUAUUUUAUAUGAUGAGAAGAAGAAGAAUGUGUUUUGAUAUUAUUAAUGGAGAAUGGAACAGAUUUCUUAAUGCUGGUGGCAUAUUACUAUCUGGCUAUUUUUUACAUUUUUUACCAUUUGUAUUUGUAGAACGAAAUUUAUUUCUACAUCAUUAUUUACCAGCAUUUGUUUUUAAGGUCCUCUUAACAGCAGCAAUGAUAGAUCAUAUUUAUUAUUUAAUAAGAAGACGGCAUACUAAUAAUACGAUUUUAUACGCAGUAACAUUUAGUACUAUUACAUGGCUAAUUUUUAUUAUUUAUGUAUUUCGAAAAUUUGGUGCACUAAGUUAUGGGACAAUACCCCUUAGUACCAAGGAUAUAUUGAAAUUAAAAUGGAAAGACACAUGGGAUUUUAUCAUACACAAAUCUUAAUAAUUAUAAUUUGACAUUAUAAAAAUUUUUAAUAUAUAUAUAAAU